AUGGCGAGCGGCGGCGGUUUGAUGACGAAGAAGGAGCUCGGCGAGACCCACGACGUCCUCCGCUUUGGCGUCAACAACAGCGUCCAUGGCGACCUCGCGCUAGCGCACCCCGUCCAGGCCACCAUCAAGGAGGCCAAGUUCUGGGAUAAGAAGAAGAAGUUUGGGACCGAGGCCAUCUACGGAUCGACCUUCAACAUCCGCAGGGAUCUCGACACCCAGAUCCUCUCCAGACUCACGCAAGCAGGUUAUGCGCUCAUGGAGGAGAACCUGCUGUUCCUGGGGGCCUGGAAAGCAGUUGACAACGCUACUACUUGUGACGAGCUGUGUACACAAGGGAAGAGACAUAUGACUCCAAAUGUGCAAAGUCUGCAAGUCAUCACGUGCCACUUCAUAUUUGAGAAAGUACAACUGAAUUUGAUAAUUUGA
Messenger RNA from Triticum turgidum subsp. durum (durum wheat), 426 nucleotides. Lineage: Eukaryota; Viridiplantae; Streptophyta; Magnoliopsida; Poales; Poaceae. The record is from the annotation of a GenBank genome assembly.